GAAAAUCGUGCUCGAAAACCGAAAUCCGGGGAACGACCGGCUGGCUGUUCGAAAUUCGUCAUGGGCUUAAGGCACGGCAAAGAAUUCUCCAUCGUUCUGUCGGCUGUCUUGAUGAAAUGUGUCGGCAUCUGGUUUGCGGACAAUCGUUCCGAGCAACGACUCAGGAGCGGCACGCUAAUUUACACCAUAAUCGCCAUUGUUUUCGGCGUGUGGGUGCAGGUGGAGGAUCUCUUCCACUCGUGGGACGACUUUGGCGCCCGAACGUACAUCGCAUGCAACAUUCUAUGCUUGAACAUUGCUUUGUUCAAGAUCUUCGUGAUAUCCCUGCAAAAGAAGAAGUUUCUCGAUUUGGUUGAGUACAUGGAUAGAAAUUUCUGGCACUCGAACUAUGCGCCAUACGAGCAACUGAUCUUCAUUAGUUGGAAACGUACUUGCACUUAUUUCAUCUGUAUCUUCACCGUCUUCACGGAAGCUUCGAUCAUGUGUUACGCGAUCAGGCCGAUUGUGGCAAAUAUUGGGAAAAAUGAUUCGGACAGGAUACUUCCGUUCAACAUGUGGAUCGAUUUACCAUGGACCAUAACGCCGUACUUCGAAAUAACUUUUGUGUUGCAGGUUCUAUCCCUAUAUCACGUGGGCGUGUGUUACAUUUGCUGCGACAAUUUCAUGUGCAUCAUGAAUCUGCACGUAGCUGGUCAGUUUCGUAUAUUACAAAACAGAUUGAAGAACAUGCACAGAUUGGAGAGCGAGAAAGAGAAACAUGAAAAUUGGAAGAAUUGUUCGUUGAAGUCGGGGGAGAAAGAUUACUACACGUUCAAAAGCUACGUACAACAACACCAAGCACUCAUUGCUUACUGUGCUGGGCUUGAACAAAUCUUCAGCCCGAUCGUGCUCGCACAAGUGCUGACUUUCAGCAUGCUGAUCUGUUUCGUGGGAUACCAGGCAAUUUUGGUCAACGUGGCUUUUACGAGGCGUAUCAUAUUUGUGAACCUCUUGACGUCCAGUAUGUGUCAGCUGUUGAUGUUCACGUACAGUUGCGAUUGCUUGAUACGAGAAAGUGCAGCAAUAUCUCCAGCGGCGUGUGCAGUGCCAUGGACAAAGUUCCCUAUGGAUCAAUUUGGGAAAUUGUUUCGAAAGGAUUUGCAGCUAGUUCUGAUGAGAGCGAGGCGACCUUGUUGUUUGACAGCCAACAAAUUCUUUGCCGUUUCACUGGAAACAUAUACCAGCGUACUGAGUACUGCGAUGUCAUACUUCACUUUACUGAAACAGAAUUCUUCUCGCAUAUCCGAUUCGUAAUAUUUCUUAUAUGAAUGACAACGGACGUGUACAACUUUUUACCUCAGUACAUUUUAUUAUUGUAUAUUUUAUCUAAAUCAACAUUUACAUAUUGUACCCCCUUUCUUGAAUAAAUAAAUUAUUUGUGAAAUUCAUAA
Megalopta genalis is the source of this 1430-nucleotide messenger RNA. The record is from RefSeq and is a predicted model, not a curated record. Lineage: Eukaryota; Metazoa; Arthropoda; Insecta; Hymenoptera; Halictidae.